This is a messenger RNA of Candida dubliniensis CD36, 939 nucleotides long. RefSeq lists its product as uncharacterized. The coding region runs from base 1 to 939 and encodes 312 amino acids. The record is from RefSeq and is a predicted model, not a curated record. The transcript has a single exon. Lineage: Eukaryota; Fungi; Ascomycota; Pichiomycetes; Serinales; Debaryomycetaceae.
AUGGGUGUGAGUCAUUGUUUAUAUCACACAUUAUCAAGAAUGACUCAAUUUACAACUACUAGAGGGGGAGGUAAACCAAUUAGAAAUGCUGGAUGUUUAAUUAUUGGUGAUGAAAUAUUAAAUGGUAAAAUAUUAGAUACUAAUUCUUAUAAUUUUGCCAGAUUUUGUUUUAAUAAUUUAUCAAUUCCAUUGAAAAGAACAAUAGUAUGUGGUGAUGAUGAACAAGAUAUAAUUAAUUCAUUAAAUAUUUUAUUAAAACAAGAUAAAUUAGAUCUUAUAAUAACUUCUGGUGGAUUAGGUAGUACUCAUGAUGAUAUAACUUAUAAAGUGAUUAGUGAUUAUUUUCAAUUAGAUUAUCAAUUAGAUCAAGAAGUAGUUGAUAGAAUGAAAUCAAUUCGUGGUGAAUAUCUUGAUAAAUUAAAUCCUGAACAAUUGAAUGCAUUUUAUCGAAUGGCUACUCUACCGGCACCACCCCAAAUUCUGAACCCCAAAUCUAAUUCAACAACAACAACAAUAGUUGAGAAAUAUUUUAUUGAUGAUAAAUUAUGGUUCCCAAUAGUUGGAUUAAAUGAACAAGUUUAUAUAUUACCAGGAGUACCACAAUUAUUUACUCAAUUAAUCAAAGAUAUGGAACCAAUGUUGAAACCACGAGUAAUAUCAUCGGAUUUAAUUAGAAGAUAUGUUGUUACUAAAUCAGGAGAAACUCAAUUAGCACCAUUUUUAACAAAUUUACAAGAAAAAUGUGAUAAAAAAUAUGGUAAAGGUAUAUUAAAAUUAGGUAGUUAUCCCCAUAUGAAUUUACAUAUUAAUACAAUUAGUAUAAUUGGUCAAAAAUUAAAUAAUGAAGAUUUGGAUUGGAUAGUACAAGCAUUGAUUGAAAAUAUUGGUGGUGAUGCUAAAGAAAUCACUCAAGCUCAAGAAGAUGAAUAUAGUAAAUAA